Molecule: messenger RNA, 1671 nt
Organism: Diaporthe citri
Lineage: Eukaryota; Fungi; Ascomycota; Sordariomycetes; Diaporthales; Diaporthaceae
Exons: 2
Coding region: 1-1671 (556 amino acids)
Biological process (GO): proteolysis
Cellular component (GO): cytoplasm
Molecular function (GO): calcium-dependent cysteine-type endopeptidase activity
Source: RefSeq, a predicted model, not a curated record
AUGGGUGACGCGCGCUCCAUCGUCUCUGAGCCUCCGAAGGACAGCAACGUCGUCGCAGUAGACGCGUAUGCUCUUGUUCAAGCCAUCCUUGGCCGCACGGCUGAGAAGGCGCGGAGCGACUCUGACCGCACCGAGACACUUGACUACGACGACCUUCCAGACCUCCGCAGCGACAUGAUGCUCUCAACCUUUGAUGACCGUGGCCCUCGCCCUGACCAGCAACCAAAGAAUGUCAGGAUCGGAUGCUGCAACCCCUAUGCCCUUGUCGAGGCAAUGCUCGGCCGACGUAUUGACCGCAAUUCGGUCAACGCGUCGACCCUGAUAUCUCAGGUCCUACAAACCGACUACGACGAGCUGUUUGACCUGAAGAACAAGUCUGUGCUCUACGCCGGCCUACAGCUCAACGAGAAGGAGCGCAUUGCUUCACAGCUCACCGAGAAGGACAUCCACCUUCUCAACGAGCGUGAUCUCAUGACGCCCGACUUGUCUCGGGUCCAGCGUCUUCAGGACCUGGAGCAGAUUGGUCUCAAGGAUCUGAACCAGGUGCAAGUCAAGCAUGCUCGGAUCCAGAACGGAAAGAUCCGCCUGGUGAUCCAGGCCAAUGCCAAUGGCAACCGCGUCGCCCGUCAAGUGUCCAACCGGGAGCUCACGCGGACCAUGAACGAGUUCAUGACGCCAUUCCGGAUCCGCAGCAAGGACGACGAGAACAUGCCCGGCCGUGACGAGAACGAGUGGUCUCCCCCCAACGCAUCGUGGCGCGACAUGUACGACUACUUCUUCCAGAGCGUCAAUCGCCGCCUCGUCAACGAUGUGACCAACUUCUCCAUCGGCGACGGAAGGCGCCGUCCCAUGCACUUCUUUGACGACCCGACCCAGGGCGCGUCCACCAACAGCUGGCUCAUCGCCGCCAUGUUCUCCGUCUUCUGGGCCAGCCCAGCCUCCAUCAACCGCGCCACGCGUGUGCACCCGCACAACGAGCGCCUGGAGGACGACAACGAGGGCAACCGGCGCCGCCACACCCUCCGCGUCCGCUUCCACGACAAGGGCGGCAACAACAACAACAAGACCGAGACGGUCGAGGUCAACUACGAGAUCCCCAUCACCAACUCCAACAACGAGCCCGUGUUUGCGCGCGCCUCGGACGGCACCGACAUCUGGCCCUCGCUGUACGAGAAGGCCUUCGCCAAGUGGAUCCUGGGCAGCAGCAACAGGAACGAGCACCACCCGGACAUCACCUGCACCCACUCCGGAGACCCCAUCAAGGCCAUGGCGCAGAUGAACGGCCGCGACCCGCAGUACUUCCGCUGCGAGAACCACAACCCCAACGAGCUGCUCGGCGUCGUCCGCCAGAACUGCGUGAACAACAAGACCAUCAACCCCAUGUGCGCCUGGACCCACGCCACCGGCCACAUGUACCGCGGCAGCAACCUCGUCGCCAACCACGCCUACUCCAUCUGCGGCUACGCCGUCGUCGGCGACAGGCAGUACAUCGUGCUGCGCAACCCCUUCGGCGUCACCGAGCCCGCGGGCCUGACCAGCUACCCGGGCCUGCUCACCCGCAUGGACCCGGAGCUGUGGCAGCCCGCCGAGCUGCUCGACCAGGGCGGCCUGUUCGCCCUCGAGACCCGCUCCUUCAAGGAGUGCUUCCAGUACAUGGGCUGCGCCAAGUGA